Molecule: messenger RNA, 5480 nt
Organism: Formica exsecta
Lineage: Eukaryota; Metazoa; Arthropoda; Insecta; Hymenoptera; Formicidae
Exons: 7
Coding region: 1607-4201 (864 amino acids)
Biological process (GO): transmembrane transport; monocarboxylic acid transport
Molecular function (GO): monocarboxylic acid transmembrane transporter activity
Source: RefSeq, a predicted model, not a curated record
AAAUGUUAAAUUUUAUAUUUUAAGAAAAAUUAAACUGUGUGUGGAUACAUAUAUAGAUACAUACAUGUCAAGUGAAUAACUAGAGAUAGAUACAGAUAAGUACUGAUAACUAAUUUAUUGAACAAAAAUUUCAUAAAGCAGUCGGAUUCGUAUCGUUAAAUAUCUUACAAAUUUUUUAUUUUCCAAUUAUAUUUUUUAUAUGCUGUUUCGGAAUUGACAUCGUGAGUACGAUAUUUGAGCAAACAUGUGCUUAUCGCAGAUAAACUAAAUUUUAACUGCGAUAUAUUCUUAAUACAUACAAUAAAUCAGCGACACUCAAACGAAAGAGAAGCGUUGAUAUAAUUGCUUACAAUUAGGCGCAUGAUCGAUAUAGAGAUAUAUCUGGUGAAAAUAAAUAUAUACACACACACACACAUAUACAAGUAUAUAUAUAGCAUAGAAAAGAAUUUACUUUUUUUGCAUAUUUAUUGAUGUAAUAAUUAAUUAAUUAUAAUUACAUACAUAUGUAAUUAAUUUAUAUACUAAUCAAGCAUGACUUCUUCUGCCCUGGUAGAAGAGAGAUUACGCGGAAUGAUUCGCAUGGGCUAUAUGCAUGUAAUCAAUAAUUAUGCAUGCAUAGACACGCACUUUCUCUAGAUUAGAUUCUUUAUUAUUUCAGGUAUUAUGUACUGACACGAACACAUUUUUUUCCUUGUUACCGAUAAUUUAUUUUACAGCUUCCAGCUUGUUGGACACUUUUCUCGUCGAUCGAUUGCACGAGCGCCAGUUGCACGCUUUGCUUUAAUUUCUCGAUUGAUUAACUAACAAACUUGCUUUAUAUCUAAUCUCACUUUUCUCUCGUUUAUCAAUGGUUGUAUAUUAUAAUUGCUCACGCCGACGAGUGUCGCAAGUACUUUCCUGCACCUAUACACGCAUGCACGUCUGCGUAAACACGUUAUUUACAUUAUCUCGAUGGUGAGUAAUUACUGAUUUUCUCUUUAUUAUAAUCACUUGCUUUAUAUUUUUCAAAACUUGGUCUUGAGAUAAUAUAAUACAAAUUGUGUGCAUGAGGUUUUUUCACACGCAUGUAACGCGUACUUACAUACUUUAUCGAUACGAGUAUCGAGUGCCAAAAUGUGUAUGAUUUGUCACCGAUCGUUACGAAAGAUAUAAAGAUAUGAUAAUUCUCUCUAUCUUUUUCGGGCUCAUUGUUGUUUUGUAUUUAUAUCGAAAGGAUCUCGCGCGCAUAACAUUUAGUAUCGAGCCGUUGUAUCGAAACCUUGACAUGGAGCGGACGUUUGUUGUCAUCAAUUUGUAAUUUAAUCGUUUUCUCGUCGCGUACAUUAUAAUUCAAUACAUUAUUAAGAAAAAGGUUAUAGUUUAAUACGUGAUAAAUUAUCACGUGUUCUCUCCGGAGUGAUUUGACACGACGAGCGACUCGAGCGACUCGAAGGUGCGUGCAUGCUGAAUUCAGUGCGGUCGACGUUUCGCGAAUCGUCAAGGAUCGUUCCGAGGAUCCUUAUGGUAACCGGAGGACAAGGUGUUUAUCAUCCGAGCGAGUUCCAAGGGCUGAAGGGCUGGCGGCGUCGUUGGAUCCAUUUAGCCAUUACUUACAAUUAGAGCGACAAUGGCCAGCAGGAACGAAACUGACCUGCGAGAGAUUCGAGUAGAACGCGACGACGACUACAAUAGAAACAACAACAAUCACGAUAACAAUUACGGCGGUUGCUCCGCGAGUGCCGCUAGAAAGGAAGACGUGUGCGCAAAGAGGAACCAACGGAGCAACCACCGGAAUCAGCCGGGCAGAGCCCCGUUGGUCGGCUGGCGAAAUGGAAGUCCCACGAUUUGUCCCACGAAUUCCGUCCACAAUAACGUCAACUUGGUGGAUAGACGCGAGGCCAGUCUAGAUUCGACGGAGAAGUCGAACGAUGCGAUCGAGUCGACGGAGCGGAGCGAUACACCGAGGAAGAUUGAAGAAACGCUCGAUCGCGAGAAAUAUGUCGAGCCGGAUGGCGGUACAACGACGAAUCGACGAGUAAGGGACUCUAUCGAUUCCGAAAGUAUUAUCCUGGAACGCGAGGAUUCCUUAGGCUCUAUCGAAAAAGAGAUAAAAAGUCGUAAGAAGCCUAAAGUACCCGACGGCGGUUGGGGCUGGGUGGUUGUUCUGGCCUCCCUGGUAAUCUCCAUGAUAGCCGACGGUGUCUCCUUUAGCUUUGGUCUGCUUUACAUCGAGUUUCUUCACGAAUUCGGCGCAUCCAAGUCCAAGACCGCUUGGAUCGGCUCGCUCUUCAUGGCCGUGCCGCUUCUAUCCGGUCCGAUCAUGUCCGCCCUCGUGGACCGUUACGGAUGCAGGAACAUGACCAUCAUCGGCGGCCUGGUAUCGGGGUUGGGCUUCAUACUGAGUAUCUUCAGUAACACUAUUGAGGUAAUGUACUUGACGUUUGGCGUGAUCGCGGGUCUCGGUCUGGGUUUGUGCUACGUCACCGCGGUUGUGAGCAUCGCCUUUUGGUUCGACAAGAAACGAACCCUAGCUGUAGGUCUCGGCGCGUGCGGCACCGGCAUCGGUACGUUCGUCUAUGCCCCGAUGACGACCUAUUUCAUCGCCGAGUACGGCUGGCGAGGCGCUUGUCUGCUCCUGGCCGGCACGUUCUUCAACAUGAUCGUCGCGGGGACCGUUAUGAGGAAUCCGGAAUGGUGGAUUCUGGAACAACAGAAGCAGGAUCAAGCCGUGCCGAGGAAAUCGAACGUUCGGUCGGAUGGUACGGUAAAGUCGAACGGGAGUCCCUUGGACGAGUUCCCGGGUAUCGAGGAGCUCCGACGACUGCUCAGAAGCGACCAGGCGCCCGAAUAUUUCUUACAGAAUCUAAGUACGAGCACCGAAACAGCCGACGGCGCCAAAAGACAUACGACGAGCGUGGUUAAUCUGCCGACUUUUGUAAAGAGGAGCGAAAAGGUGCCUUUGGAAGUAUUGGAGUCAUUACUGUGCAACUCUAGGCUCUAUACUGUUAUCCUGGAAAAUUAUCCUAGUCUUCUGUUGUGUAGAAGUUUGUCCGAUAAGCAGCUGCAGGAUUCAACGGGGGAGAUUUAUAAUAAAAGCGGAAUUACUAUGUCAAUGAGGCUGAAACGAGCAACGGAAUCGAAAACGAUCGCUGAACAAAGGAACAAAGAUUCUUGUCCGGUAUCCACUCACGCACCGACGAAACUUGUUUGCGCCAGAAAAAUAUCCAAGAAGGAAAUAGAGGAGACUAAUCCCUUGCUGACGAAAGAAGUCACGAUCGCUCCGACGGAAAGAAGGAGAUCCGUGUCUAAACGUUACGUUGACGUUGAGCCCCAAGCCAACGUCAUCAGGACCGACUCGAUACCUUGGCUCAGACGACAAUUCAGUACCAACACCCAUUACUUCAAGGAUAUCAGAGUGCAUAGAAAUUCCGUCAUGUAUCGCGGCGCUGCCCUAAAUCUGCACAAGUACAGACUAAGAGCGAGCAGUUGUCCUGACAUCUAUAGAAACAGUAUGAUCACAUUGGCUAAAGAAAACGAACAGAAGUGGUAUGCCGAGCUGAUGGACCUGUUAAAGAGCAUGUUGGAUUUUUCAAUGUUUCUCGAAUUGCAUUUCCUGCUGAUGUCAAUGUCGACGAUAUUGCUAUUCACAUGGUUCAUCGUACCGUACUUCUACCUCGCGGAACAUCUGACUAGGAACGGUUACGACGAAUCCGAUGCCGCUAAUCUCCUCAGCAUUAUCGGCAUAACCAAUACCAUCGGAAUGAUCGUUCUAGGCUGGGCUGGCGAUCAACCCUGGAUGAAUGUCAGUAAAACGUACACCUGGUGUCUGAUAGCGUGCGGAGUGGCCACGAUAUUGAUGUCCGUCUUUACCCAUCAUUAUCCGUUUCUAAUGAUCACUUCGGCAGCUUUUGGUUUGUUUUUCGCGAGUAAUUUCAGCUUCACUCCUGUUAUAUUGGUCGAGCUGAUUCCUCUGGAAAGAUUCACUACCGCUUACGGUCUCAGCUUGUUAUGCCAAGGAAUCGGAAAUCUUCUCGGACCUCCGUUGGCUGGAUGGCUAUUCGACGUGACAAACGCCUGGGACCUUUCUUUCCUCAUGGCUGGUGGUUGGAUUAUUGUCUCCGGAAUCUUUGUAGGUAUUAUACCGUAUACGAAGAAUCGAAAGAUUUUCGGCAGUGGACCGAUCGAGAUGGAACGAACAAAUGGAAAUGAUUGUUUGGCAUAGAGCGAAUUAUAUUCAUUGUUUUUACACAUGCGCGCACAGUUAUUAAAAGACGGAGGGGCGAAUAUUUAUGAAUUGCUCGGAAAAAAUGUUAAUUUAAAGUACGAAUCUCACUACGCUUACAUCAGAUAUGCAGUAUAAAACGAUAAAACGUUGAUCACAUAGCGAAUAUUUUUGAAUUUCCUAUUUAUUAACAAGAAGGUAUUUUCGCGUAUAUAACGUAUUUCUUAUAACAUUUUUCCUGUACUUAAAUUAUUCGUGUUGUGCGAAUAAUUUUAUUUAUAUAAUGAAACACACAAAUCGGGGGAGGUUAAGAAAUAUAUCAUGUACUUCAUAUACGUACAAAGCUUUUUCUACUUAAAAUACGUUUUACUUUACAUAGACAAUUUGUGUAGACAGACUUAAUUGAAUAGAUUGAAUGGACACGAUACGAAUAAAUAUUCACUUGUUUGUAACGUACUUAAUCUUAUUACAAGACAAUGGUAUUAAGAAGACAAAAGAUAUAUUUUAUAUAUAUUUUAUGUGUUUAUGUAAAACUCGCAUAUAGAUGAAUUUAUUUUUAUUAGAAACUUGUAAACGCUUAAAACGCUUAAAUACAUUUACAUGCUUUAAUAAUGUAAAAAAGCGACGUGUUAACAAUUUAUAAUGAAAUUUGUUUCCUAGAUAAUUAAGUUUAAUAAUGUUUCUAUCAUAACUUUAUAUAUAUAUCGUAUGCAUAUAAUAUCAUUGUUACGAUAUUAUAAGAUAUUGUCAAGAGUUUUUUGUAAAACUUUUGUUACUUCAAAGAUAUCCAAAGAUUAGAUAAGUAGUUAAACAAUGAUAUUUAUAUUAAUGUUUACUAUAUAUUUAGGAAAAGUGUGCGAAGAUUUACGAAAAAAAUGCGCAAUUUCGUAAAAAGAAUUCUGCCAUAAAUUGUUGAAUUAACUAAUUUAAAUUAUUUUAAUUGUCCGCUUUACAUCGUUGCGUAUAUAUUUAGGAAUUAUUCAGGAGUAAUAUAGCGAUAUGACAUUAAAUAUCUACUAUGAUAAGACAAAGAGAUAUAUAACCAUGUUUCAUCUUCCAUCUAAAUGAACGUCUAAUUUUAAAUUUCAAUAUUAUUCAGGUACUCGACCAAAGAAAAAUUAGAAAAUAAUUUUUGCGGAAUAGAGAGAUUCUUAUAUGAAUAGGAUAUAUCUAUAAAAUUAUUAUUUAUAAAGCGAUAUAACGCUGUCAGAAUCUUGUUUGUCGAAUAUAUAUGUCUACAUGUAUUCUUUCCGAUAAAUAUGAACAGAUUAAAUAUUUA